UCCCCAGCUCCCGCUCACUCCAAUCCCCUCCCCUCCGUAUAACUGGCCAGGCGGGUGAGCCAGCAAUGCUCGGGCAGCUGGCGACUCGGGGCCGGGAAGCCUUUGACGGGGCCCGCCAGGCCCGAGCCAUGGCGAAGACAAGUCUGGCAUGUCUGUAAUCAAUGGGCGUUCCCCGCCGCGUGUGGUUCCUUUCCAGUGCCUGGCUCUGCGCCUUUAAAUCCUCCCCCCAUUGUUCCCAUCUGCUGUGGUUUGAAGCAUAUUAUCCCAGAGCAGGAGGAAUUUCCCCCCCUACCAUGUGCAAGCAGGGAAAGAAGCCGUGGGCUGGAUUUAGCAGCAGAUUUCAGAGGUUUCCCCCCCUCUCCUUGGGAGAAAAAUCCCUGGCCUCCCAGAGGUGGAUUUCCCUGCUUAAAAUAGCCAGCCAGCCUGAUUUCGAAGAAACGCAGUGAAGAUCCAAGUUGGCUCUUUUGUUUGGCAGUAACCCCUCGGGAACGCAGGCUCUGCUCCGCAAGGGCUCGGAGCUUGCGCUGGCUUGGAGCUUACGAAGCUAGAAACAGGAGCUGACACCUGGUUUGAAACCAGCAAAUUGGAAUUUACAACUGGUCUGGAACUUAGGAAACGAGGAAUCGGAGUUCACAACGGGUUUGAACCCAAGAAAUCCCAGUUGACAACUGGUCUACAAGUGGUCUGAACCCGAGCCGUCCGCGGUUGCCACUAGUUUGUAAUUGGCGAAGCGAGACUUGGGAGUUUACAGCCCGGCCGAAGGGCCUGACAAGGCAAGAAAUCACAACUGGUUUGAAACGUAGGACGCCAGAAAUCGGCGUUCGCAGCUGGCUGGAAGCGCUCAAAGCUGAAAACGGGAGUUUACAACUGAUUUUAAAUGUCCGAAGCCAGAAUUGGGAGUUGCCAACCGGUUUGGAUCUUCCUUCCAAGCGGCGGGAAAUAAAUCCGAACCUGACUACAAAAAGCCGUGAAGCUGGGCUCCCGAUGAGCGAACCCUCCCUGGAGGAGAUGGGUGGGUACAACUGAUGUGAAACCUCGAAGGAGCAGAGCGGGGACCUCGCGGCUGAGGGAGAAUUUCCGAGCCAGGAAUCGGCAGCCCCACGCGCUGUGGCGGGGGAGAAGAACUCGUUCCCCGGGGCAAUGAGCGAGACCCUCGUGGGGAGUCGGGGGAUUGACUAAAGACGACUCGGACAUUGCAUCUGGCUGGGGACGGUUUCCAGCACGGCCCACGCGAAAGCAGCGCUUGGCAACCGAGGAAAACCUCCCGGGAGCGAAGAGGUCGGGGUUUGGCAAGGCCAGAGCUGGGGAAGUGGCUGCCUUUUGCCACGGCUGCAGAGCGGCCCCCCGACCCGGAGGAACCCCUGGACUUUUUUGCCGAGGGCCGUCCGAGGCCUUGCUGCGUGGCCGAGCCUGCGUGGAUGGAAAUCCCACGUGGGCUGGGUGUUUUCCCCCCGUCCUCGCUCCGGGUUCGUGGGCGGAGAAGGGGAUAGCGGAUUUUGCGGCAAGCCAGCGGCGCGUGGGGCCCAAGUGAGCCAGGCCCCCCCAUCCCAGCCUUGGAGAAAACAGACCCCCUCCCUUCCCCAUGCCUCCAGCCCCGCGCUGACGGGGGAGCAGGCGCCUGCGCCCCCCCAGCGAAGGAGACCCACCCUCCGCUCUCUUGCCAGCCUCCGGGUUGGGAUCGGACGCCCCUGGCUGAGGAUGUGGCCCGAGAUCCCCGGGGCUCGGGGGGGCCUCGGACCGGAGCUGGGGGGGGAUUGAGGCCCGGAGGGAGGGGUGCAGACAUGCAGAGGGCCAGUAUGGUCGGGAUCCCCAGCCUGGACCAAGCCGGAUCCUUCUCCCAGCAGUGCAAGGCCAUGCGGUUCUCCUAUCACCUGGAGAGCGGGGCCGGCGGGCACCGAGCCGAUGCUGUACAAAUCCCCCUGGCUGAUCAGGGCCCAUCCCAUCAGGCCUCGACAGCAGGAGACAAUUCCUGCCCCCAAAACAGAGGUGGAAGGGGAAACUGAGUCACGGAGGGGCCCCCCAGGCCAGGGCUCCCGGCUGCUGGUCAAGAGUCUGUCCCUGGAGCCGCGAAGCGAACCCUGGCGUCCGGAGAGCGCCCAGCGCCUCCGCUCAGACCCCGGGCCCCACAGCGACGGGGGGGAGCCCCACCCCACCCUGCCCAGGAGGGCCCUGGGCCCCAAACCACAGGUCCCUCCCAAACCAGGUCAUCUCCAGAGUACCCAUCCCCCGUGGCCCCCGGCCCCCAUCCCCCCACCCCCCUCGCGCCCCCUCCCAGCCAACCCCCGCCUGGGCCCCCGGAGCCCCCCGACGCCGCACCCCGAGGCUCAGGAUGGAGCUGGCUCCACAGCCGUCUUGACCCUCAUCGAGAAAUUUGAGAGGGACCCUGUAAUCCUGACCCUGGAGCAGCCGUCCCCCACCCCCAGCUCGGACCCCCCGAGCCCUGGGGAGGCCGAUGUAACCCCCAAGUCGCUGGCUCUCCUGGGUCUGCCGGCGGGGGAGGACUCAGGGCCAGCCGGGCAGGGGGACCAGGCCCCCUGCCUGCCCCCCCCGGCCCCCAGCGGGAAACUGGCCAACCGGGACAGCGGCUUCGACAGCAUCAGCUCCCCGUCCCCCAGCGAGGAGCUGGGCUUCGGGGGGGACGAGGGGCCCGUGGGGGAGGGCGACGGGGGGGGCAGCCCGGGGUCCCCCCCCUGCCCAGACUCCGAGGUGGACAGCGACCUGGACGAGGGGAGCGGGGACGACGGGGGGCCGGCGCCAGGCACGGUGCCCCCCCAGGCUGAGAGACCGAACGCGCCGGAGCUCACAGCCCCCCAGAAAACCUUCCACAUCGCCAAUGAGCUGCUGCAGACGGAGAAGGCGUACGUCGCCCGGCUGCACCUGCUGGAUCAGGUGUUCUGUGCCCGUCUCCUGGAGGAAGCCCGCAGCAGAAGCUCUUUCCCCGGCGACGUGGUGAUGGGGAUUUUCUCCAACAUUUGUUCCAUCUACUGUUUCCAUCAGCAGUUCCUGCUGCCGGAGCUGGAGAAGCGCAUGCAGGAAUGGGACAGGUACCCCCGCAUAGGGGACAUACUGCAGAAGCUGGCACCAUUUCUCAAGAUGUACGGGGAGUACGUCAAGAACUUCGACCGGGCGAUGGAGCUCGUCAACACCUGGAUGGAGCGAUCCGCCCACUUCAAGCUGAUCGUCCACCAGAUCCAGAUGGAGGAGGCCUGCGGGAAUCUCACCCUGCAGCAGCACAUGCUGGAGCCCGUCCAGAGGAUCCCCCGGUACCAGCUGCUGCUGAAGGGCUACCUGCAGCGCCUGCCCCCCGGCGCCCCCGACAGCCGGGACGCAGAGAAGUCCCUGCAGCUGAUCGCGACGGCAGCCGAGCAUUCGAACGCCGCCAUCCGCAAAAUGGAACGGAUGCAUUCCUUGCUGAAGGUGUACGAGCUGCUGGGCGGGGAGGAGGACAUCGUUAGCCCCACGAACGAGCUCAUUAAGGAAGGCCACAUCCUCAAGCUGUCGGCCAAGAACGGGACCACACAGGACCGGUACCUGAUCCUGUUCAACGACCGGCUGCUCUGCUGCGUCCCCAAACUGCGCCUCCUCGGCCAGAAAUUCGGGGUCCGGGCCCGGAUCGACGUGGAGGGGAUGGAGUGUCUCUGUCCCGCAGGUGAAGGAGUCGAGUGGCGUCAACCUGCCCCGGACCUUCCUGGUGUCAGGGAAGCAGCGUUCGCUGGAGCUGCAGGCGAGGACAGAGGAAGAGAAACGCGACUGGAUCCAGGCAAUUCGGGCCACGAUCCUGAAGCUGGAGCAGAUGCCGGUGGGAGCUGCCCCCCGGGAAGAGGAGGAGCCCUGGGCUGGAUCGCUGGGCCGGGAGCUGGGCCGCCGGGCGCCGACGCCGAUCCGGGAGAACGAGGUGACGCUCUGCAUGCAGUGCCAGGAGCCCUUCGCCGCCCUCACCAAACGCCGACACCACUGCCGGGCCUGCGGCCGCGUGGUCUGCGGGAAAUGCUCCGAGUUCCGGGCCCGGCUGCUUUACGACAACAACCGGCCCAACCGGGUCUGUGGGGGCUGCUUCGCCGCGCUGCACGGCCCCCCCGGGCCCCCCGGCCCCCCCCCCGCGCCGCCGCUCCAUCCUUGAGAAGCAGGCGUCGGAGGCGGCCGAGCGCAGCGUCGUCUGCAGCUCCCUGCACUACAUGGAGCCGGGCGCCAAGGCCUGGCACAAAGGCUGGUUCGUCGUUCCGGAGAGCGAGCCCCUGGUGCUGUACGUCUAUGGGGCCCCCCAGGACGUGAAGGCCCAGCGCAGCCUCCCGCUGAUCGGCUUCGAGGUGACGGCCGCGGACCCGGGGGUGCGGCUCGACCGGCGUCACUCGUUCGCCAUCCGCCAGAGCCAGCUCUGCUGGCAGUUCAGCGCCGAGUCGGAGGGGCUGCAGCGGCGCUGGAUGGAGGCCCUGAGCCGGGCCGGGCGGGGGGAGCCGGCAGCCCCCCCCGGGCCCGUCCCCGAGGCCGAGGGGCCCUGACGGCGCCGGGGGGCUGGACUGGACCCGACCCCCCCAACAAACGAUACUUGAACUGUCCUCAGGCACUUUGAACUCACCUCCCCGCACACGUGCAGGCCUAGCUGUUACCCCCCCCUUUGUUCAGCUGCGAGCUGCCCCCCCGCGGGAUCGACAGGCCGGCUCACGCGGCGCUCGCCAGGGACAGACACUCGCUUCGCAGACCGCCGUUUUAUUGUUGCUGACGUGCAGUGGCUGGCCACUAGGGGGCACCCCCCCAUCCACGGGGGCACCCCAACUCCCCCCCCCCCAGGAGAUGGGGGGGCCCCCGGAUUUUCUAGAGUUCCUGGGAGCCGGGCAUUGUUGUUAAAGCUCCGUCAGCCGAUUUCUUAAUAAAGGUUUUGUUUUGUU
Chelonia mydas (Green sea turtle) is the source of this 4886-nucleotide messenger RNA. RefSeq names its product FYVE, RhoGEF and PH domain containing 1 (gene FGD1). The transcript is spliced from 19 exons. Lineage: Eukaryota; Metazoa; Chordata; Testudines; Cheloniidae. Gene Ontology annotation, biological process: cytoskeleton organization; filopodium assembly. Gene Ontology annotation, molecular function: guanyl-nucleotide exchange factor activity; metal ion binding. The record is from RefSeq and is a predicted model, not a curated record. Gene Ontology annotation, cellular component: cytoplasm. The coding region runs from base 1903 to 4272 and encodes 789 amino acids.